AUGUUUCGUCCGCAAGUGAAUCUUAUAACAUGUAUAUCCAUCCUACAACUUCUGCACCCAUCUUCAGCCACACAAGAUGAUCUUCAUUACGUCGACCCCCUCAUCGGUUCAACGAAUGGUGGGAACGUCUUCGCAGGUGCAAGUCUUCCAUAUGGUCUUGCAAAGGCGGUUGCAGACGUAGACGGUCAAAAUACAGGUGGCUUCUCGACAGAUGGAAGCAAUGUCACCGGUUUCUCGCAUAUGCAUGAUAGUGGCACAGGCGGAAACCCGUCUAUGGGACAGUUUCCUUUGUUCCCGCAGUAUUGUCCUGACAACGCGGUCGAUAACUGCAAGUUUCUCAAGACAGCACGCGCAGAGCACUACGUAAAUGAUUCAGUUAUUGCGCGCCCGGGCUACUUCUCUUUGGAGUUGGAGAGUGGAAUCAAGGCAGAGAUGACGGCUGCAAGACGGACUGCCCUUUACCGGUUCACUUUUCCUGAGAAAAAAACUGAGAAUGGUUCGCUGUUGGACCCCUUGAUUGGGAUCGAUCUUACAGAUCUGUGGGAUAGCCGACAGAACGCGAGUAUUAGCAUUGAUCAUGACUCUGGACGGAUAAUGGGAAAUGGGACGUUCUUGCCUAGCUUCGGUGCAGGUUCUUACAAGGCUUAUUUCUGUGCUGAUUUUGCGGGCGCCACCGCUCCUAGUGACAGCGGAAUUUGGGUAAAUGACCGCGCUGGAUCCGAACCUAAAGAACUAUUUGUUACCCGUGGGUUUAAUAAUUUUUAUCUCCAGGCUGGAGGCUUUAUCAGCUUUCCCAGGCCGGAUGACGGCGUCAUUACUGCAAGGGUUGGAGUGAGCUAUAUCAGCUCCGAUCAAGCAUGUUCAAAUGCGGAAACAGAGAUAUCCGACCCUGUGAAUGACUUCCAGAAGAUGAGAGAGGCGGCCGAAGACGCAUGGAGCGAAAAGCUCAGCCCCAUCAAGGUAACCGCCGGGGGAGCCAGCGAUAGCAUGUUAAGCGCUUUUUGGAGUGGUAUUUAUCGGACCAUGCUUUCACCUCAAGACUUGACGGGCGAAAACCCAUUAUGGGAGAGCAAUGAGCCGUAUUUCGAUUCGUUCUAUUGUCUGUGGGAUGCCUUCCGGGCGCAACACCCGUUUCUCACUAUAUUGGACCCUCAAGCUCAGUCAAAAAUGGUCCGCAGCCUACUUGAUACGUUCAAACAUGAAGGAUGGCUGCCAGAUUGUCGCAUGAGUCUUUGCAAGGGUUGGACUCAGGGAGGAUCGAAUGCGGAUGUGGUGAUUGCAGAUGCAUACGUUAAGAAUCUGACUGGCAUCGACUGGGAGCUUGCUUACAAGGCACUGCUUAAAGACGCGGAAAAUGAGCCACUGGAAUGGUCCUACGAAGGGCGAGGAGGUCUUCAGAGCUGGAAGCGCCUGAAUUAUAUCCCGUACCUAGACUUUGACUACCUGGGAUUUGGAACGAACUCACGCAGCAUCUCGCGUACAGUGGAAUAUGCGUACAAUGAUUACACUAUUUCAGUGGUGGGCAAAGGUCUCGGAAAGAGCGACUAUACUACUUAUCUUUCUCGUUCAAUGAACUGGGAAAACUUGUUCAAGAAGAACCAAGCCUCACAUUUAGAAAAUGGAACGGACACAGGCUUUACAGGCUUCUUCCAACCAAAAUAUCUCAAUGGGACUUGGGGCUUCCAGGAUCCAAUCGCUUGCAGUGCCCUGGCUUCUUUCUGCUCAUUGACCUCAAAUCCCUCUGAGACAUUUGAAUCAAGUAUUUGGGAAUACCAGUUCUAUGUUCCUCACGAUAUGGCAUCUUUGAUCAAGUUGCUUGGGGGAGCAGAUUCAUUCGUCUCGCGAUUAGACUAUUUCCACAAAUCAGGAUUAGCUGACAUCGGCAAUGAACCUGUUUUUUUGACUGUGUAUGAUUACCAUUAUGCUGGUCGACCCGGUUUGUCCGCCGAACGGGCCCACUGGUAUAUACCACGAACUUUCAACGCUUCUGAAAAUGGUCUUCCCGGAAACGAUGAUUCCGGUGCAAUGGGCUCAUUUCUUGCAUGGAGCAUGAUGGGUCUAUUCCCAAAUCCUGGACAGAAUGUCUAUCUCAUAAUUCCUCCAUUCUUUGAGUCAAUCGAUAUCACUCAUCCGGAGACCAAUCAGACCGCGACAAUCCGCAGCAUCAACUUUGACCCCUCAUACAAAAAUAUCUAUAUUCAAAGUGCCAAGCUCGACGGAGAACCAUAUACGAAGAAUUGGAUCGGCCACGAGUUUUUCACUCAGGGUAUGACGCUGGAAUUGACGCUUGGGGACCAAGAAAGCGACUGGGGCACAAGCAAGGAGGAUUUGCCUCCAAGUCUGAGCGACUCGCUUGUACAAGAUGAGAUGCGUCAUGCAUGA
This is a messenger RNA of Penicillium angulare, 2382 nucleotides long. RefSeq names its product GH92 family glycosyl hydrolase. Gene Ontology annotation, biological process: glycoprotein catabolic process; protein quality control for misfolded or incompletely synthesized proteins; carbohydrate metabolic process. The transcript is spliced from 2 exons. The coding region runs from base 1 to 2382 and encodes 793 amino acids. Gene Ontology annotation, cellular component: cytosol; nucleus. NCBI's taxonomy places the organism in Eukaryota, Fungi, Ascomycota, Eurotiomycetes, Eurotiales, Aspergillaceae. Gene Ontology annotation, molecular function: carbohydrate binding; peptide-N4-(N-acetyl-beta-glucosaminyl)asparagine amidase activity. The record is from RefSeq and is a predicted model, not a curated record.